GUCGAAAGAAGCCAUACUCUUUGAUCCAUCGCUUCCUGGAAGAGAGUGUAUUGAAGAAAAAAUAGUUUUAAAAUGACAGAUCAACAGCUUGAUUGUGCUUUAGAUUUGAUGAGGCGUCUGCCUCCCCAAAAAAUAGAGAAAAACUUAACAGAUCUUAUUGACUUGGUUCCAAGUCUAUGUGAAGACCUGCUUUCAUCUGUGGACCAGCCACUUAAGAUCGCCAGAGACAAAGUUGUAGGCAAAGACUACCUCUUGUGUGACUAUAACCGAGAUGGUGAUUCCUACAGGUCUCCCUGGAGUAAUUCAUAUGAUCCUCCACUUGAGGACGGGACCAUGCCAUCUGACAAACUACGGAAACUAGAAGUUGAUGCCAAUAGCGCUUUUGACCAAUAUAGAGAAAUGUAUUUUGAGGGUGGUGUGUCAUCUGUCUACCUAUGGGACCUUGAUCACGGAUUUGCUGGUGCUAUACUCAUUAAAAAGGCUGGUGAUGGGUCCAGAAAUAUAAAAGGCUGCUGGGAUUCGCUACAUGUUAUAGAGGUCCAGGAGAGGUCCAGUGGCAGGAGUGCUCAAUACAAACUUACAUCUACAGCAAUGUUGUGGCUGCAGACCUCCAAGGAGAGUUCAGGGGUGAUGAACCUUGGCGGUAGUCUCACACGUCAGAUAGAACAAGACUGUACUGUCAGUGAAAACACACCUCACAUAUACAACAUUGGCAGAAUGGUAGAGGAAAUGGAAAAUAAGAUUAGAAACACAUUAAAUGAGAUUUACUUUGGGAAAACCCGGGACAUUGUGAAUGGACUACGAUCAGUAGACCAGAUCGCUGACAAGAAGCAGGAAGAUUUGAGGAAGGAGCUUCAAGGAUUUCUUCAGAACCGGAUCCAGUCACAGUGACCUUGAGGUCAGAGUUCAAAGGCUGACUAUUAAACACAACACAGUUGUGCUGGUGACAAUUUCUUUCAAGUGUGCGGUCUAAGUGGGAAGUAUUGGAUCAGCAACACAGCUUUCCUGUCCGAUCUGAGCCAGGAUCAAUGAUAUACAGUUACUAACAUUCUAUAGACUCCAGAGAGAAUUAAACAAUCAAGUGGUCGCUUCCUUGGGGAUUUAUUUGAUUGAUGAAUAUGUAUAAGGAAGGACUUCACAGUAUUUUAGGUUUUUAGAAUGUAACUUUUUGUUUACAUUUUUCUGCUACAAAACAUGACUGAGUUAUGAUUUUUGUAAAAAUUGUAUAUAACAUCGAAAGUGAAAUAUUUGAGAAGCAAUAUACCAGUAAUAUAACAGUCCUUGAUAUUUUUUUAGUCCCAGGUUUACUGAUGAGCUAAGUGCCAUUCCAGUAUACUGAUAAUUUGUGUGAUGAUCAGUUCAGAUAUCAGAUUUUAAGUAUCAGACCAACAUGUAGCUCAAUAACAUCGAAUGGCUUCUAGUUCUCCCUUUGUAUGAUUAAGUCUUACAAUAAAAAUGUUUUUUUUUUCUUUUCUUUUUUUAAAUUCUCCCUGAAAUUUUAAGGGUCAAAUUCAAUAUCAACUAGACAUUUUGGUAAGUCUACCAAUAUUGAAUCCUAUUAUGUAUACUGAAAAAAAAACACCUUGAAACUCACUGCCAUAAAUAUCAACUGUAGUGAUGAUUAUAAAUAAGUAAUUUAGUGAUUGUUUCCAUAGUUACAGGUAUAUAAGUGAACAUGGCAACUGACACUGGUAAAGCUUUGUAACCAUGGUAAUGUCUUCAAAAAUUAUUUACCAUGGUAACUGCAUUUAGAUGUUAUAAUUGUUACCAUGGUAACUGUAAUGAUAAUAUACAUUGUUACCAUGGUAACUGUAAUGAAAAUAUACAUUGUUACCAUGGUAACAUAACAAAUAUGUAAACAUGUAUAAUAGCUACUUAAUAUCUGUAACUGUAGAUAGAUGUAACACAUUAAAGUACAAACUAAAUACUAUAUCUAUGAUUUUGGACAAAAUCGGUCUGAUUUCACUUUUUCUUGGGAGUAUUUAUUUUCUAUGAUAUAUUAAUUUAACACUGUAAUUUGGACACCAAUAAUACUAUUUUCCUCACUAAACAGGAAUCUACAUGUUAUUGUUUUGUGAGCAUGAGAGAAUGUAAACAAAUAUUGAGAAACCUCUAUAAUUACUAUACUGCUUUCCUGUCUCAAACCAAAAACACAAUUCACUAAGACAGAUUAGUAAUGAAAUAUCUCAUUUCAAUUUAUUAUUCAUUUAAAAAUAAUUUUGUUUUGAAGAAUUGAGAUGCUGAAGAGUAAAAGAAAUGUAUUAGGGAAUAUUUCUAAUAUUCUACUGAUUUUUAUGGUUCCAGAUGAAAGAAACUAUCUCAGCAUCAAACUGUCAUUUCUCAGGUAACAUGGAAAAUGAGAAAAUGAUCAAGACUAUCAGAACCAUUCCCUGGAAAUAAAUUGUAGUGUUAUCAUACUGUCAUCAAAAAUUUAGGCCAUUUACAUCAAUGUUAUGAUGAUUUUUGUUCGUUUUCAUCAUUUUUUUGGCAAGAAGUUUGGUAUGUUGAACUGUCCAUUGAAACAUGGAUGAUUCCAGUAGCUCUCCAUGUUACAUAUAUACACAGAACUAAGGAGGGUGUUGAUUUGUAUAUGUAUAUAUUACAACUAUUAUAAUGAAGGGCGGCGUAAUGUUGUCCUCUAGCUUUGAAUAAUCUUAAUCAUUUUGAAGCUUGGUAACUCUAUGCCAAGUCUAUUGCCUUUAAGGGCAUAUGUGAUCAUGAUUGCACAGAUGAUCAAGGUCACAUUUUAUUAUUAAAAUAUUGCUGAUGUAAUAUA
Molecule: messenger RNA, 2776 nt
Organism: Ylistrum balloti
Lineage: Eukaryota; Metazoa; Mollusca; Bivalvia; Pectinida; Pectinidae
Product: F-actin-capping protein subunit beta isoforms 1 and 2-like
Exons: 7
Coding region: 73-891 (272 amino acids)
Biological process (GO): regulation of lamellipodium assembly; actin cytoskeleton organization; negative regulation of filopodium assembly
Cellular component (GO): F-actin capping protein complex; cytoplasm
Molecular function (GO): actin filament binding
Source: RefSeq, a predicted model, not a curated record